This is a messenger RNA of Acanthochromis polyacanthus (spiny chromis), 1794 nucleotides long. Its product is annotated as sialoadhesin. The transcript is spliced from 8 exons. Lineage: Eukaryota; Metazoa; Chordata; Actinopteri; Pomacentridae. Bases 131 to 1330 code for a protein of 399 amino acids. The record is from RefSeq and is a predicted model, not a curated record.
GCUCAACACAUAUAAGUCUUUACCCUGUAGAAAGAGAAGCGCACACACCACUGUAGGAGGGAACACUGGCAGACAAGAGCCAAAAACAAAAGAAAAACAGCAAGAAGAGGAGUGAAGGAGGGUCGUUAACAUGGCACAGAGCUGCUGCUGGAUGCUGCUCACACUGUCUCUGAAAGGUAUUCUCGCAGGUGAUUGGUCAGUUCAUCUCCCCUCCAGUCCCAUCUGUGCCGUGAUUGGUUCUUCCGUAGAGCUCCCUUGUUCCUAUGACUACCCCCAGAGCUCCAAUGAAACCAGGGGACUCUCUGCUCAGGAUGCUGAAGAAGGACAAGAGUAUAAAGUUUUGUCAGAAAUGUGGUGCCUUGAAGACAGCCGCUGUGUGACACCCAGAUAUGUGUUCCACAGCGCUCGUAUCUUCCCAGAUCCGUCCUUCCAGAACAGGGUGCAGUAUCUGGGACAGCCAGGAACCAAGAAUUGUUCUCUGAGGAUCUCUGAUCUCAGACCGUCAGACAGUGGAACCUACGUGUUCUAUCUCAUCACCAGCCAUCCAACAGAGAAGAUGCCAGAGCAGAGCGGCAUACAGCUCCUGGUGUCCGAUUCUCCCAGUGCAGUCACAGCGUUAGCAGCGCCGUCCUCUGGCCUCACUGAGGGUGCAGCUGUACGUUUGGCGUGUUGCAGCCCUGCAGCCGAUCCACAGACCAGCUUCAGAUGGUACAAAAGCACAGGCAGCAGCCAACAACACAAUGGACAGACGUGGAGUAUCAGCAAAGUUACAUCUGAUGAAUCUGGCAGCUACUACUGUCAGAUCCAGACUGGAGAUAAAGUACAGAACUCAACGAUGCUGGCUAUUGAUGUGCAAUAUUCUCCUCGAAACACGGCGGUCUCAGUCUCGCCUCCCGGAGAGCUGCAGGACGAGCUUCCUGUGAUUCUGACCUGCAGCAGCGAUGCUAACCCACCAGUACACACAUUCAUCUGGUACCAGGGAGCAGCAUGUCUCCCUGCAGCAGACAAAAGCUUUCAUCAAGGAAGACGAAUCGUGGCGACGCCCACAGGAAGAGGCCUCAGCAGUGCCAGCAUCACCAUUGAGGAAUAUGGGCAGCACUGUUGUGUAGCGCACAACAGACACGGAUCACAGACUCACAGUGUAACACUGAGAGGUUCUAAAUCACUGACCCCAUCUGAGUCUUCAGGAAACAGAAUGGUUCUUAUCGGAGUCACCAUUGGAGUCCUGCUGGCUAUUAUAGCAAUAAUUACUUUUCUCAUGACAAGGAAACGAAAGUCGUCCAGACAUCGGUCAUACGUCCUCACUGAAACAAGAACUACAGAACCCUAAAGACUCAACAAGACCAGGAAUUACAAUCACAUCUCCAACACCUAACACCCAAGAGAGAUCUUUUUACAGCACAUAUACCUAAUACAGGACAAUGCAGCCACCCUGAUCUUUUCUCCCCAAUGUCCUCUUGCUGUGUUGGUUCCCUUUUGGCCUGCAUGAGUAAACACAAGAAAGGAAACCUGACCAUCAUGUGAUGGGCAUCACUGCACAUUUAAGCAAACAGGAUGCAACACAGACGUUAAAGCACUGAACUGAGACAGGAUGAAGCUGGGUUUCAGCAGACAAACAGUUUAAUUUUAAAGCGGACAGAACUGAAAAUGGGAUCUGGUUACUUGUUCCAUUUUUAGUCCUUUUUCUCUGUGGAUGAGCUAAAUACCACUGUCAGGAAUUAACCAAGAAAUCUUGAAAAGUAUUUAUUGUAAUAAAAAUUCAGAAAUAAAAUCUGUUCCCUUUCUAAUAACCAA